UUGCAGCCCUAACGUUGUGACAAUUCAAAACAAAUUUUUUGAGGACUUGCUUAAGGUAUAGGAAAGAUACAAAAAUAAAGGAUAACAGCUAUGUUGACAGACACUGACGAUGAUUUCUUCUUUGAGGAGGAUAAAAUAAAUAGGCCAGCAGCAGGUGGGACUGAUAUUGGGCUAAAGCUCGAUAAUGAUUCAGCCAUAUUAAUACAAAUUGAGGAGAACUCUUGGGUGGCCAAGGAGCAACCGAAAGAGGAGGAAAUAAAAUCCAUUGAUGCCAACAUCCGACAAUCUAACGAUAUUGAAGCUACUGUUGUCCUGGGUCCAACGGUGACGACUUCAUCAAUGGGCGAGCAGCUAAAUAGACAAAAAAAUGAGUUAGAUCGUUUGGGAAUGACAGUUACCACCAAUGCGGUGGUCAUACACAAGGAUCAAAGUAAUUUAAUCGGCAUCAGCAUUGGAGGUGGAGCACCCAUGUGCCCUUGUCUAUAUAUUGUACAGGUCUUUGAUGGCACUCCGGCAGCUCGUGAAGGAUCUCUGCAAUCGGGUGAUGAACUGCUGGCCGUCAAUUCGGUCAGUGUCAAGGGAAAAACAAAAGUUGAAGUUGCCAAAAUGAUACAAACAGCCACAGAUGAAGUCACGGUGCAUUAUAAUAAACUCCAUGCAGAUCCAGAACAGGGCAAAUCUUUGGAUAUCAUCUUAAAGAAACUGAAACAUCGCAUAGUGGACAAUUUAUCAAGCAAUACGGCGGAUACUCUGGGUCUAUCGAGAGCCAUUUUAUGCAAUGAUUCGUUGGUAAAACGUUUGGAAGAACUCGAGGGCACCGAACUAAUGUACAAAGGAUUAGUUGAACAUGCUAGACGCAUGCUGAAAGCGUAUUACGAUCUCCUUCAGACAUACAAAUCAUUUGGCGAUUGCUUCACACAGAUUUCAGCCCAUGAACCCCAGCAGAGGGCAUCGGAGGCAUUUCGUACAUUUGGUGAAUUUCAUCGAACAUUGGAGAAAGAUGGUUUGGGCAUUAUUAAACAAAUAAAGCCUGUUUUAAGUGAUUUGGGUACCUAUUUAAACAAGGCCAUACCGGAUACCAAGCUCACGGUGCGUCGUUAUGCUGAUGCCAAAUUUACAUAUCUUUCGUAUUGCCUGAAAGUCAAGGAAAUGGACGAUGAAGAACAUGGAUUUGCGGCCCUGCAAGAGCCUCUGUAUCGCGUGGAGACCGGGAACUAUGAGUAUCGUUUAAUCCUGCGCUGUCGUCAGGAUGCACGAAGUAAAUUUGCCAAAUUACGCACCGAUGUGUUGGAAAAAAUGGAAUUACUUGAAUGCAAACAUGCCAUGGAUCUGAAUAAACAAUUGCGUAGUCUUCUCGAAAGUCUGGCUGAGCUUCAUAGAAAUCUGGUCGAACGUCUGGAUUCACUGCCUCCACUGUUUCCCAUUGAGGUGGAUUUCAAGGAAACUGAUUUUCAAUACAAAUCGAGCACUUUAAAGCCGCAAGAACUCGAUGAUGAUGAGAUCGAAGCAAAUGCUCAUUCCAUGCGCGGAUCCAAUUCAAUUGUCUAUGGCAUGGAAGCUAAUGAAGAGCAACCGGCGGCAAUAAUCACUGUGGAACCCAAAAAAGAUGAUCUGGAACAAAAUCUAGAGAGUUCUCAAGCAGAAUCAAAUGAAUUACUUCUGAAAGAAUUGGGUUUAUUCGAUGUAAAUCUAUUGGCAAAUCCCCAAACGAUAAGCAAUCAAAAGAUUGCAAUAUCAGCUCAAAAUGAUGGCUAUGAUUUCGAUCUGUUUCUAAAUCAGGCCAAUCAAGGUGGCACAAGUCUGGAAAGAGAUUUAAUGUCUUCGAAUAAUGAAGAAACCGAUUUGCUAUUACAAUAGAUAAUAAAUAUUAUAUGUUUCUGUUUUCUUGUA
Molecule: messenger RNA, 1890 nt
Organism: Drosophila willistoni
Lineage: Eukaryota; Metazoa; Arthropoda; Insecta; Diptera; Drosophilidae
Gene: PICK1
Product: PRKCA-binding protein
Exons: 4
Coding region: 91-1857 (588 amino acids)
Biological process (GO): regulation of Arp2/3 complex-mediated actin nucleation; dendritic spine maintenance; positive regulation of receptor internalization
Cellular component (GO): postsynaptic density; synaptic vesicle; trans-Golgi network membrane
Molecular function (GO): protein kinase C binding; protein domain specific binding; phospholipid binding
Source: RefSeq, a predicted model, not a curated record